This is a messenger RNA of Cuscuta campestris, 1508 nucleotides long. The record is from the annotation of a GenBank genome assembly. Lineage: Eukaryota; Viridiplantae; Streptophyta; Magnoliopsida; Solanales; Convolvulaceae.
CGGCUCGCCUCAGACUAUCAAACGCAAAUCUUCAUCCUCGCCUCAUCACCUUCCGCACUCUCUCCGUACCUCACGUUAAAGGUCUCCCUUAUGGCGCCGAGACAACAUCCGAUACGGACAACUCAUUAGCGCUGUCAUCAGCCAUGGAUGAAAUGCAGGAGCAAGUGAAGGCGGUGCUUGCGGAAGAGAAGAAGCCGGACAUCAUAUUCUUUGAUUUUGCGAAUUGGAUCCCGAAUUUAGCCUCGGAGAUGGGCUGCAAGGCAGUGUUUUUCAGUGUGGUAAGCCCUGCGAUAGCUGCAAUCACUCUGCUGAUCUCCACAAGCAAAGAGAAUCUGUUGACAGUGUCUGAUGUAAUGGAAUAUCUCCCGAAUUACCCUUCUUCCAAUGCGCCUGUUCUUUGCAAAAACGAAGCACGAGCUUUGGCAGGGUAUGCUAAUCAACCAAACAACUGGAUGAUAGAGUUCCUUAGCAAGGGUGUGAUAGGAGCCAGACAGAGUGAUGCAUUGGCAGUGAGAGCCUGCAGAGAAAUGGAAGGGGCCCACUGCGACCACCUCUCGGUGCUGUAUAAGAAGCCAGUGUUUUGCACAGGUCCUCUCUUCCCUGAGCCUACAGAUGAGCCACUAGAUGACAAGAUUUCAAAUUUUCUCAAGAAAUUCGGUUCUGCGUCUGUGGUUUUCUGUUCAUUUGGAAGUGAACUUUUUCUCGAUUUUUCCCAAUUCCAAGAACUGGUUCUAGGCCUUGAGCUCACAGGGCUACCCUUUCUUCUGGCUGGAACUAAGCCACCAAAAGGGACAACAUCAAUCCAAGAUGCCUUACCAGAGGGAUUCCAGGAAAGGGUAAGAGAAAAGGCGGUGUUAUACGAAGGGUGGGUCCCACAGACUCAGAUUCUAAGGCACACAUCAAUCGGGUGCUUUGUGAGCCACGGCGGUUCGGCGUCAAUGUGGGAGUCAUUAGUGAGUGAUUGCCAGAUAGUGUUCGUGCCGACUAGGGGAGACUAUUGUAUGAAUGCCAGGCUCAUGGCCGCAGAGCUUCAGCUCGCAGUGGAGGUGGAAAUGGAUGAAAAUGGCGGGUUUUCAAAAGAGAGCCUUAGCAGAGGUGUCAAGGCAGCCAUGGAUGAUGAUAGCGAGGUGGGAGGCCAGCUGAAGAAGAACCAUAAGAGGUGGAGGGAUGUGUUUCUGAGCAAAGGAUUUGCUGACAAUUACAUAGGCAAAUUCAUUCGUGAUUUGGAGAAGCUUUUGUGAGGUUAAAAAAUUAAAUGAGUGACCCUUGAGUCUAUGGAGAAAGUCUAAGCAACAAACUAGCUUGCUCUUAUGUAAGUAGUUUUUUUUAUGUAAGUCCCUCUACUGCAUUUCAUGUAUGACUGUGUUAGUGUGUUUGGCUAUCAUAAUAAUGUUAUAAUUAGGAGAUUUGAGAUUUUCUGGAUCAUUUUUUAAGCUCUCAAUAUUCUAAGUUUAGGUAUAUAAUUCAGUCAAAGUUGCCUUAAUGACAAAGAAACGCCUAAACAUGGG